Helicoverpa zea (corn earworm) is the source of this 3907-nucleotide messenger RNA. RefSeq lists its product as uncharacterized. The transcript is spliced from 15 exons. Bases 192 to 3014 code for a protein of 940 amino acids. The record is from RefSeq and is a predicted model, not a curated record. NCBI's taxonomy places the organism in Eukaryota, Metazoa, Arthropoda, Insecta, Lepidoptera, Noctuidae.
UUAUAAACCAACGUGUGUUUUUUGCACCUGUGAGGAAUUCUUCCAAAACUCUUGAACGAUAAACUGUGCUGUCAAUUUGUGGUUGUCAGAAAAAAAAUAAACAUCAAAACAUUGAUCGAUCGAUUUGAUCACAAGUAUAAAAUGUUUUAAAUUGUAAGAAAUAAAGGUGCAAUCUAAAAGACAACGUAAUCAUGUUUAUUUUUGUGAAGAGAAAUAUUCUCCAGACUUUGUCGUUUAUAUCAGGCAUUGGUUUAGUAACAUGCAUCGUUUUACACUGCACCACAAAAAUUUCACCAUUAACUGGAAUAUCGUUUCCUGGUUACGUGCUAGGUGUAUUUCUCGUUUGCGUACAUAUUACUUUUAGGUUUAUUCAGGCUACGAUGCUUUUACACAAGCCAAUAAAGUAUGAUUUGGAUGUUAUAAUGGACGAGUAUCCGUAUAUGACGGUGGUGAACGAGUUGAUUCGGAAGCGGCGCAAGAAGAAGUCUCGUGUGUCGGAGAUUCGGGAGUAUGACACAGAUGAGCUGAGUGUGAUCUCGACGGUGCUGGAGCGCAAGCUGGUGUCGUCGUGGUACGUGCCCUACAUCUCUCAGGAGAUCGGGUUCCCCUUCGCGUGUAAACAAAUGUUGGAUCAAAUGAUUGGAAAGAGCUUUCAGAUCUGCAACAAGAUAGAAAUCAAAGAUGUGUACGUAGAUUUGACCACUAUCUUGACCAGUCACCUGAAUGAGUACCAGAGAGCUCAGAAACGUCAAGAGAACUCACUUAGUAUUCCAGUGGAAAACUUUUACAAAAAGUCUCACCCUGUAUUUAACCCUGCUAAUAAGCUUCAGCCUGCAGACCACUGUACCAACUUACUCCGCAUAGUAUUCAAAGAGUUGAUACCCUGGGAACUCUGGGACACCCCACAUUCGGAACUACUAGUACGCAUCUUAUCAAAGAAACUUGACAACUUUAUCGACAGCACUUUAGCCGACCCAAGAUGGCUGAACGAUAAGUUACUAACAAUUCUGCAAGGGAAACAGGAACCAACCGUAACUGAAGUGAAGAAAGAACCGGAAAAAGCCCCAGUACCUGAAGAAGUACCGAAGGAUAAAAAAUCUGAACCAGUCAAUACGGUAACGGAACCACCACCAGUAGUACCUAAAAGUACCGUUAUGCAAGUGGUUCAAGAGGAGCCAAAGGUUGAGACAGAAGUGGAAAAGAUAGAGAGUAUCGUAGAAGAAGUACCAGUGACUAGUACGGAGCCUGUUGAUAUAAAGACCUCGCCUGUUUUGAGGCAGAGGCGAGGCAGGCAAGGCAGGAAUGAAGUCAAGAUCUACGAUAGGAUUAUUGAAGGCAGUGUAAAGACCUGGGAGACAGACAUAGACCUGCAGUGCAUCAGCCUGGGCCAGGACCUGCUGGCCAGCCUGGAUGGGGAAAUCACUCUGUCUCGCUUGUGGGGGCACGAUAAUGAUGGAUCCCCCAACCCGCCACGAGGGAAGAGCCCGCAGCCGCUGUGGUUCGGCGAAGAAGAGACAAUAGAAGUGGACCCGCUAGACGCCAACAUAUUCAAAGACCAACAAACCAAGAAGGAGCAGAGUCCGAAGCCCGCGGACGCCUUGCUGAAGGACUUGCAAUCCACCGUCAGGGAGGCCAAGACCAAGAUAGGGGAUCUACAGGUGUCCCACACACUUGCCUUAGAUGUGCCCCGCAAGCAAAACUCCAGUGACGAAGCGGCCGGCAUGAUGGAAGGGCUCCUGGACUUCGGCAUCGCGGGCCUCAAGAAAGGACUCCGAUUUACCGGACUCAGCGAUGACUCGGACAAGUCUCCAUCGCACCGCGCCAGCGAUCGCUCGCCGCCGGCCGAGCCGCGCCCGAUGAUUGCCGAACAUAAGGAACCGCACACUAAGGAGAACAAUAACGGUCAUAGAGAUGAGAAUAACGUGCCACAAUUGGUGAAGCAGCACAGAGUGACGUCACAGGAUAUCGUGCCGUCGUUGCCGCGUGCUGUGCCCCGCGCCGAGGGGCUGCCGGCGCCGCUGCCGGACUCGCCCGAGCCGGAGUACGAGGAGGCGGCCGACCUCUCCACCAGCAUCGCCAAGCUGCGCUGUCUGCUGCAGCAGCGCGCCGAGACCAGCCCCAGGGCGGAGCGCGCGGAGGAGGUGUGGUGGGAGAGCGCGGAGGAGACACGCGGCCGCGCGCAGCAGCACCACUCGCUGCGGCCCGUCGACACCGCCACGCUCGCCGAUGAGUACGAUAUGAACAUGGACAGGAACUCCUCACCCAGUCAAACUUCUAACAACAUGCAGAGACUCGACAAACUGUUCCAGCGCACAGUGACAGGUGUGUUCAACUCGCUGAAGACGGCGGUAGGCGCCGAGGGCGAGCAACCGACUCGCACGCUACACGACUGGACUUAUGUCGCUACGGCUAUAGAUCUUAAUGUGUGCGGCGCGGUGUCGCGGCUGGUGGGCUCGCGCCGCGCGUGCUCGCACGUGGAGGCGGCGCUGGACUCGCUCGCGCAGCUGCCCGCCCGCCGCCGCCUGCCCGCGCACGAGCCCGUCGACUAUGAGGAGUGGUGCGCGGCGUGCGGCGCGGGCUGGAGCGGCUCGUGCGCGGUGCUGGCGGCCGCGGGGCUCGUCAGGUCACAUGUCGCGCACAGGCUGGCCACCAUGAUCAUUGCUGACAUAGGCGAGGCUCUCAUAGACGUCUGGCUGUCGGACUUAGCAGCCUGGCUGCGGAAGCAGGUGUUCGUGGUCUUCGAACAGAUGCAGAAGGACAGCGACUACUUCCAGCCCAAGGAGAACUUGAGGCCUUUCAACCUGGAUGAGACCUGCGAGGUGCUGAUGGAGAAAUUGCCAGCUGUAAUGUACGCGUUUGGAGCCGAGAACCUGUCCCCGGCAGUCCGCCUCCUAGUCACCAGCCUGUCUUCCAAGCAGAUCAACAGUGACGUCACGUACCGCGCCCUCGACAUACUCGUCGCGCACUUUAAAAAAUCAGCCGCUCUCAGAAACCCUUCCUUUGAUAAUAAUUAGGUAACUUACCUACAGUAAUAUUGUUAACUUAUGUACAGUUUUGUCCGACUGCAAAGAAGUGUUUUAGCCCAAGAUCCAGCGUAUGCUACACCUUCCUUAUUUUAUAAAGGAUGACACUUUGUGUGUGCAUAUCUACUUUACAGUGGGUAUGAAAGACAGAUUAUUACAAAGUAUGACUGUAUUUUGAAGUCUUGGUAAUGGAAUCUUCUAAAUGGUCAAUGAUUAUAAGUAAAAAGUAUGUAUAAGAUACUUGAUUUCGUGCCAAUUUUAAGUGAUCAAAAUCAAUUUAAGAAAUCUUGUGAAAUCCGUGAUUGGUUGACAUGUUGAUGAUUUCAUAUAAUACACAUCUAUUCCACUAUGAUAUCAAUAGUUUUAGAGUAACAGAUCUCUUUGAUAUAACUUACUGUAAUUAUUUUAAUAUUUUACAUGUUCUCUACUUACCACCGAGAUUAAAGUACAUACUUUUAACCAGUGGAGCAGCGUGGCUGUCCGUUGCCCGGGGCAAGAUACGAUGAUAUGAUGAUGAUGAUGAUGUUGAUGAUGAUGAUAAGGAAUAGUGAGUGUACCUGUCUGCGCAAAUGCUCGUGCACUAUCAUGUCCUGUGCGGCUGAUCUUAUAGAGGACAGCUGCCGUGGCCGACAAUCGGCAGGACGCCAUUAUUAUUAUUUUUUAGUUAUGUAUGGUUCUAGUCUAAUUUCAGAUCUGAUGUUAAACUGCUGAGAUUUAAAAAAAAUAUCGUGAUUUUAUUUUAUUUUGUUUGAUGUUAUAAUAAUAAUGUGAAUUGACAUUCCGUUUUUAUACUUAGUUGUAAACUUUAUUUUAUUAUAUGAUAAGCAAAUUAAUGUACCUACCAUGUUUAAUCGUUAUUAAUAAAGAAUUUCAUGAAUUCAAUA